This is a messenger RNA of Lampris incognitus (smalleye Pacific opah), 2328 nucleotides long. It is a transcript of the gene ckap4, whose product is annotated as cytoskeleton associated protein 4. The coding region runs from base 69 to 1616 and encodes 515 amino acids. NCBI's taxonomy places the organism in Eukaryota, Metazoa, Chordata, Actinopteri, Lampriformes, Lampridae. The record is from RefSeq and is a predicted model, not a curated record. The transcript has 2 exons.
ACAACACAGUAUUACCAUCCCCGAAGUACCGCUGACAUCUCAGAGGAGUCCUCGCAAGAAAAAAAAACAUGACGGCAAAAAACCGAAACAAACAAAGCUCCGCGGUGAAGGCUGUUGCUCCAGCAGCCACCCAGGACGAUGCCCCGCGGAAAAGCCAGAAAAGCCCCGCUAACGGGGCCGGUGGCGGUCCGGCGCCCCAGCCGUCCGGGUCGGGCAUCUGCCUCAAACUCGCGUCCGCUCUGUUUUACGUCGCGCUGGCCGCCGCCGUGGGCUUCUCCGCCUUCUACCUGCAGAAGAUGCUGGAGGAGGUCCACCAGCUCCGCCUGCAACACGGGGAGCGGGCACGGGAAAACACGGAGCUGGCGGAGAAAAUGGAGAGCGCCGUGCAACAGGUGGAGUCUCUGAGGAGCGUGGUGGACGGGCUGGAGUCGGCGCUGGGUGUCACACGGGUGGAACUGGAGGGGGCCACCGGCAGACUGAAGAGAAGCGAGGUAGAGACGCGGAGGGUGGAGGAGGCCCUCCAAAAGCUCCAGAACGACUUGCUCAGGGACCUUUCGGAGGGCAUCAGUGAGGUGAAAGAGGCCCGCGAGAGGGACUUCUCUUCCUUGGAGACAACAGUAGAGGACCGCCUGGCCGAGCUGAGUCGGUCGAUCGCGGCAAGCGUGGCGGAGUUCACCGAGGCUCAGGGGGAGGUGCAGGGCCAGCUGGCUGACGUCAAGUCACGUCUGGGUGAAAUGGAGGAACCAGCGCUGAUAAAACAGGAAUUGUCGGCCAUCGUCAACACCGUGGCUCAACUCAGCACAGCCAGGCAGGUUGCUGAGGCCUCAGGUGAUUUACUCAGGGAACAGAUAGGCAUAGUGAGGGCGGAGCUCCAGACCCGCAACCAGGAGGUGUCCUCACUAUCCGAAGAAGUGGAGGCAGUGAGGACAAUGGUGCAAGAAACAGUCGGGAACCUGAAACAGUCGGUGACCGCGGCAGAGGCUAACACUCAGGUGUUGAAUGACCAAGCCCUUACGCUGGAGGGUGAGGUCAAACAGAUCAGUGAGGCCGUUCACACUGUACAGGAGGAAAUGCAGGUAGCAGCUGCACAGACCCAGAAAAGGUCAUAUGAACUGGAAGUCAGAAUAAAAGCAGACGAGGACAGCGGAGAGUCAAUGGCAGUCUCAGUGUCAGCGCUCACCUCCAAAGUUGAGUCCCUACUUGCCAAGUAUGACUCCUAUGAAAGCACCCUGGCUGCACAAGGCCAGGCUGGGGAGAAGGCCAGGGCCAGGUUGGAGAACGAGCUAGAGGCAUUGAAGAGUGGCUUGGAGGAGUUCCAGUCCAACUUGGCUGCGCUGGGAGGUGCCCAGUCCAAACUGGCUUCCAGAGACUCCAGUUUAGGUGAGCAGGUGGAGGAGCUGGAGAAGAGGCUUGUUGCCCUGGAGGGCAGUAACAAGACAGGCAGCAACACCCUGGAGGAGCUGGAAAAGCUAAGAGGCAUGGUGGAUGGCUGGAAAGAGAAAGCGGUCAAACUGGAGGGUCAUGAGAAAGCUAUUUCUGCCCUCCAGGAUGCACUGAAGAAAACUACAAUGUCACUAGCAACUUUAUCCAGAGCUCCUGGCAAGAAUAAAAACUAGCGGCAAGUAGUUAGCAAUAAGACAUCAAGACAUUAAAAACAUCUCGAUGCCAUCCAUUGACAAGAACUGAUGCUGUCAGGGGACCAUUACCCGCUCUUCAUCAUCUCACAGAGAUGUACUGAAAUGAUUACUGUUGUUUAGAGCUUGACGGCUGAUGUUAUCUUAGUUAUCAGGAGAAUGUGGGGGGGGGGGGGACCGCUGUUCUGUGAAAUCAAUGUAACACCCACACUGCACUGUUGUUUCGUUUUGUUUUUGUCAUUGUAUGUUUGAGUUUCUGUUCAAAGGUGGUUUUCAGGAACCCAAAUGCAAUAAGCUCGUUGCGAGCGUGCCAAGGUUUACCGUUUUUUUUUAUUUUAUUUUUUAUGUUUUUAACAAAAAUUAAAAAAAUAAAAAAAUCUUCCAACCUCAGUGUUGUGCAGAUGUUUUUGAAGGCAUAGACAGAAAGAGUCUUGUAUUCCACCAAAACUGAACAUUUCAUAUUUUGUAAGUAUACUCAAGUUGAUCACACGCGGGCGUCCGGGUGGCUUGGCGGUCUAUUCCGUUGCCUACCAACACGGGGAUCGCUGGUUGGAAUCCCCGUGUUACCUCCGGCUUGGUCGGGCGUCCCUACAGACACAAUUGGCUGUGUCUGUGGGUGGUAAGCCGGAUGUGGGUAUGUGUCCUGGUUGGUCGAGGCGCCUGUUCGGAGGGGGGACUCGGAGGAAUAGCAUGA